Messenger RNA from Gymnogyps californianus (California condor), 946 nucleotides. Its product is annotated as ubiquitin carboxyl-terminal hydrolase 40-like. Lineage: Eukaryota; Metazoa; Chordata; Aves; Accipitriformes; Cathartidae. The transcript is spliced from 7 exons. The coding region runs from base 8 to 946 and encodes 312 amino acids. Gene Ontology annotation, biological process: intraciliary transport; regulation of microtubule cytoskeleton organization; cilium assembly. The record is from RefSeq and is a predicted model, not a curated record. Gene Ontology annotation, molecular function: microtubule binding. Gene Ontology annotation, cellular component: axoneme; centrosome; ciliary basal body.
CGCCGCUAUGAACGAGGCGGUGGUGCGGCGGACGCAGGAUUCCUUGGGGCGAGUGAUCCGCAAGCCGCCGCUGAGGGACCGGCUGCUGAGUAAGCCGCCCUUCCGCUACCUGCACGACGUGAUCCCCGAGGUAAUUAGAGUGACAGGUUUUAUGAAAGGACUUUACACGGAUUUUGAAUUGAAAUCAGAUAACGUUAAGGAAGAAGCUAAACAAAUUCCCGUGGAUCAAUUAGGGCAGAAAUUAUUGGAGAAAAAAGGGGUGUCCUGGAAUAAGAAAUACCAAAAACAGUAUGGAGCAUUACGAAAGUAUUUGCAGAAUCAUCCUCAGAUAUUUCAGUUCAGUCCUGAUGAAAAUAAGGUUGGUCUGAAGGCAAAACACAAGCUCCCGUUUAAGUCCGAUUCUCGAGGACGAGAUCUCCAAAGCCCUCCUCAGAAGAACGAGGUCCAGUGGAAUUCAGAAAAAGAACCUGCAAGGCUAAGGGACGGUUCUGCUGGUUGCCAUUGGUUUGAUCUGAAUGAUUCCAAAGUCCAGCCGAUCAAGGAGAAGGAUAUUGAGAAACAAUUUCAGGGUAAAGAGAGUGCCUACAUGCUGUUUUAUCGAAAAUCUCAGUUAAAAAGACCGCAUGAAGCGCAAGGAAAUCCAAGGUACCAAAUUCCUGAACACCUUCUGAAUGAAAUGAAUGCUGCUAAUACUGAGCUGCAAAAAAAGAGAGCGGAAUGUGACUCGGCAAACAACGGCAUUGAUUUACAUCUCCAUUUGAGCUCCUGUUAUAAAUUUCACCAUGGGGCUUUGCAUCCUUCACGUACUUGGAAAGAGAGUGUUGUGGAUUUGACUAUUGAUAGAAGAAAAACGCUCGGAGAGCUUCGACAAUCGAAAAUUAGGGUUCUACCAGAACAUAACCCAACGUUCCACGAUGUUGACAUCAAAAUGCAGAGGCACUCAUAG